Austrofundulus limnaeus is the source of this 3691-nucleotide messenger RNA. It is a transcript of the gene nckap1l, whose product is annotated as NCK associated protein 1 like. Gene Ontology annotation, cellular component: SCAR complex. Gene Ontology annotation, biological process: neuron projection morphogenesis; cell morphogenesis; cell migration. The record is from RefSeq and is a predicted model, not a curated record. NCBI's taxonomy places the organism in Eukaryota, Metazoa, Chordata, Actinopteri, Cyprinodontiformes, Rivulidae.
CUCAGAACCAGGAGGCCAGGGCUGUCGACCGGAGGGGAAGGUGUAGUUUGACCGCAGCCAUGGACUACCAACUAAAACUGGCUGAAAAACUCACCAUCCUCAAUGAGAGGGGCACUGGGGUGCUGAUUCGUAUGAACCACAUUAAGAAGACCUGUUCAGACCCCAAGCUGCGGCCAGCCUUCCUCACUGAUAAAGUGAUGGAACCUGCAAUCAAAUACAUCAACAAGAAGUUUCCCAAUAUUGACUUCAGAGGAAACAUUCAAAAUCUGACGAGCAUCCAGCGACAGAAAUCUGAGGUGCUCGGAGCCACAAGCAGCUACUACGACUCUUUUCUGGAGAUCAUGUGUACGAGUUACUGAACACUAUAGAUGCCUGYCAGUGCUACUUUGAUAUUGCUUACAAUUUCGACUUCACCAAAAACUACUUGGACCUGAUCGUCACCUACGCGUCUGUCUUCCUGAUGAUCGCUCGCAUUGAUGAAAAGAAGACUUUGGUGGGAAUGUUUAACUGUGCUCAUGAGAUGACCAAUGGAUGCAGUGACCCCUCCUACCCUCGACUCGGUCAGAUGUUUGUGGAGUACGAGCACCCGUGGAAGAAGCUCACAGAGGAGUUUGGUCCUCAUACAAAAUCUGUGACAGCCGCGCUGCUUUCUUUGAAGAUGGUGUACCCACGCAGGAACCUGCCUGCCGAGCAGUGGCGGAGCGCCCAGCUCCUCAGUCUGCUCAGCRCCCCUGCUUCCAUGUUGGACCCGGCCUGCUGUGACACCAUCAUGUGUGAAUACCUGUCAAUGGAAGUGAUGGAGCGUUGGAUCAUCAUCGGCUUCCUGUUGUGCCACGGCAGUCUGAAUACAAACCAGGCUUCUCUGGAGCUGUGGAAGAUGGCCCUGAGGAGCGGCCUCUUCCUCACCCUCACCCGAGACGAGGUCCUCAACGUACACAAGGUCUCCGAGGACCUCUUUGACACACUGAAAGGAUACAGCAAGCGCAUUGCAGACAUCAAGGAAUGCCGUGAGCAUAUUUUGACCAACUGUGGAGCCAUGCACAGAGAGAAGAGGCAGUUUCUGAGAGUAGCAGUAAAGGAGUUAUGCAAAGUGCUGGAGGAUGAACCUGGACUUCUGGGACCAAAGGCCUUAUUUGUUUUUAUGGCGCUGUCAUUUUCCCGUGAUGAGGUCCUGUGGCUCGUCAGACACUCUGAAAAUAUGCCAAAAAUCAAGAUGCCAGAAGAUUACAAUGACAAUAAAAUGGCAGAACUGUUGUUCUAUAUGGAAAAGCUAAGAGGACUACUGAGAAAGUACAGCCAUGUAGUUCAGCGCUACCAUGUUCAGUACCUGGCACAGUUUGAUGCCUUGGUGCUCAACGACACCAUACAGAACAUGUAUGUUUGUCCAGAGGAGGAGUCAGUUCUGAUGAGCUCUUUUGUCUCAUCUCUUUCUGCUCUCUCUAUUAAACAAGUGGACAACAAAGAGGAAUUUGAUUUCAGAGCACAGAGAAUGGACUGGCUAAGAUUACAGGCCUACACAAGUGUGAAUAAAGCCCCUCUCCCAUUAAAAGACUAUCCUGACCUGGCAAAGGUGAUGAACAUGAUCCAGUUUCACACCAAAAUGGUAGACAGCAUGGAGGAGAUGCUYCAGGAGACGUCCGAGCUGUCCAUCUUCUGUUUCUACCCUCGUGUGUUUGAGAAGAUGUUCAGUCAGAGCAGUGAGGAGAUGACUAUGAAGCGUUACAUCAUGUCUUUCCCUUCCGUCUGUUCUCACUUCAGUCAGUGUGGACACCCUCUCUGCCCAGAAGAGCACGACUUACUGGAGAAGCGGAGUCUGCGCCUGUGUGUGACCUUCCUGGAGCAGAUAGCCAARCAGACCAGCGGUGUUAUGUUGGAGAUAUGUGCUGAGCAGCGCAAUCUCAAUGACCAGUUGCUGCCUAAACACUGUGCUGAGACCAUCAGCGCCGCUCGCUACAGAAAGCAAAAGAAACCCGUCCCUAAAAAGGGAGAGGUCCAAAAAGAGAAGCCUGGUGCUGAGAGCCUGAGAAAAGACCGAGCCGUGGUCACCAAUGUGGACAAGUUGCAUCUGAAGCUGACGGAGCUCUGCUCCUCCUACAGCCUCAGCACCGAGUUGAUCGUCUUCGACCACAUUAUCGUUCCAACAGAGUUCCUCCUGUCUCAGCUGGAGAUCCGCCUGUCUGAGAUCAUUGUGAAAAUGAUCAACUACAACCAGACCACCCAGGAGAUCACRCGCCCCUCUGACCUGCUGGCGGGGAUAAGAACCUACACAACCAGCCUGCACAACCUCGCCAGCCACAUCAACGUGGACAUCACCCGGCUGGUGAAGAACAUCCUGCUGCAGCAAACACAGCCGCUGGACUCACACGGAGGGCAGACAGUUACUCACCUCUACACAACCUGGUUCCUGGAGGGCCUUUUGCGUCAGGCAAGCAGCUGCCUCGUCGUCCACUGUCCCACCAUGCAGUGCUUCAUCAGCCAGACGACUGAAAACGAACUGACUUUCAGAGCAGAGGAGUUCUCAGACGUGGCAGAGUUACAGGCCCUGGCAGAACUGAUUGGUCCAUAUGGGUUGAAGUUUCUGGGUGAGAACCUGAUGUGGCAUAUCACCUCCCAAGUCACAGAACUAAAGAAAAUGGUGAUUGAGAACAUGGACGUCUUGAUACAGAUGAAAAACAACUUUGACAAGCCAGAGGAAAUGACCAACCUGAGGAAGAGGCUGACAGACCCUGCAGAAGCAUUGCCCCUUCCUGAUGGGCCCCAUUGAGAGCCUGAGAGACUUCAUCUCUCCCGAAGCUGACAUCCAGGUGACCCUGACCAUUUUUGAGCUGGCUUCUGCAGCAGGGCUAAAAUGUGAUAUCGAUCCUGACCUUGUAGCAGCUAUUGGCAACAUGAAGACAGAUAACACAUCGGUGGAAGAGGAGUUCAAGCUCUCUCGUUUGCUGCUCGUCUACAUCGCCGUGUCGCUGCCGUCCCUGGCUCUGGAUGCGAACUCCUACUACAGCCGAGAGCAUGGAGGUCACAAGAACAACAUCCACUGUUUAGCUGCAGCCAUCAACCAGCUGGCUGCUGCCAUGUUYACCAUUCAGAACCAGAAUAUAGAGCAGCAGCUUAAAGAGUUUCUCCUGCUGGCCUCCUCCACCCUGCUUCAGCUGGGCCAGAGUGCCGAAAGAGGAGAGGUCAAAAACCGAGAGUCCAUCUACCUGCUCCUACACAUGAUUGUGGAGGAGUCUCCUUUCCUGAGCCAAGACAUGCUGGAGAGCUGCUUCCCGUACGUUCUCCUCCGAAACGCCUACAGGGAGGUGCACAAGGUCUUUGUUGUCACUAUGGGCUGAGGACUUUUCUAAAAUAAAAAAAAUAACAAAUAAAAAAUAAACUGUGUGUCACUGAACUAAAAGAAAUGUUAUUGCACGUUUUGUUUUCAUUUCAAUUCAUCUUUGUAUUCACACCAGUCUCCCCACAGGCUAAUAAUGGACUUGGGUCAUUUGAUGUGUUAUUUCCUGGGAGUAAUAAUGUUUUACUUAUAAUGGAUUUUCAUCAGCUGUGGUGUUACUAAUGUUGUCAAACUCAUUUCAAUCAGCAGCAAAGAUAAAUUGUUUCAUUUUGUAUUAUUWGCACCCGCAGGGCUGGGAUUUAAAGAAAACACAUUUUGGUAAAAUAUGUAUAAAAAAUAAAUCUUCACUUUUGAUGUGAA